This is a messenger RNA of Lindgomyces ingoldianus, 1247 nucleotides long. RefSeq lists its product as uncharacterized. The transcript has a single exon. Bases 128 to 1129 code for a protein of 333 amino acids. Lineage: Eukaryota; Fungi; Ascomycota; Dothideomycetes; Pleosporales; Lindgomycetaceae. The record is from RefSeq and is a predicted model, not a curated record.
CGUGACACCUCUCCCCAACUCCCCACAACCGAAUCCGCUGCCUUCCUCACGACCGCACUCUUCCACUUUUUUUUUAUCUAUAAGCUGUCUUACUUUUCAGAUUGAGUCCCACGUCGAAGAACACACUAUGACCAUCGAGAUUACCUCCGAUGCCGACCUGCCGAAGUGUUUAAACACGCCAUCGAAGCAGGCUUCAAAGGCGCGGCAACUGGCCCACAUGCACUCCGGUAUCCUCGCCAAGAAGGCUCGAGGACCUCGACCCCAAGGCUUUUUCAGUAGGACGAUGAUCGUAACGCUGCAGAAUGGCGAAGACGUCGUCAUCCAGUUCCGGCCAGAACCCCUUGACCUGGAGUCCUUCCAGGUUGCCCGGAGAGCACUUGGCGCAAUAGUCCCUAACAUCAAAGUUAUGGAGGACGAAGACCUGGAAUGCGAGGGCAUAUGGGUUUACUGGAUGGAGUGUAUUCCUGGGAAGACAUGGCUUGAUGGCGCAAGAGGGAGAGUCUCGCAAACCAGGGUCACCACCGUCCGAUCUUUGGGUCGCAUUUUGUCAAAAGGCUAUGUCGGCAAUACUAGUGCAUUGGUGGUUGACCGCAACCUUCGCCCGCAUCUUGAGUUACUCUUAGCCUCCGAGGACCCCCAGAUCCGUCUAUUCCACGCCGUGGCGAGAGAUUUACUCGGCAAAUUGGACCAGCUUAAGAGUCUACCACUUUUUGUCGCUCACUUUGACCUAAACAAUGUCAACAUCAUGGUUAACGAUAACUGCGAGGUGUCUGGCAUCAUCGACUGGGAAUUAUCGACCCCUCUUCCCUUUGGCAUGGGCUUUGGCCGCAUCCACACACUUGCUGGCGAGUUUUCCGAGAAGAAAUUCUACAUGCCGCCUGAGUUUGAAGAUGCAGAGAGGGGGUUCUGGCAGGAGGUUUGGGAUGGGAUCCCUGAGUAUGUCCGCAGCCAUGCCGACCCGGAAGCAGUCCAGAUCGCUGUCACUCUAGGGACUCUUCUGAAUGCCUUUCAGAUAGAGGAAGGCAAAAUCGGACCCUUUAACCCCGUAGUCAUUGAUGCUAUCCCAAAGCUUCUUACCUACCGUAUUCCCUUGAUAAGGGGAACUGAUUCACCACCAUAUUCAGAAUGAGUGAGAAUGGACGGUUUGAGUUGCGGUUGCCAAUGUUGUAAAAUAGUUAGACGGAUAACUUAGACCAGAAAUGCAAUGGUAAGCGGUAUGAAGUAGGCUCAGGCGGCUUCAACUUUCA